Molecule: messenger RNA, 2538 nt
Organism: Kwoniella mangroviensis CBS 8507
Lineage: Eukaryota; Fungi; Basidiomycota; Tremellomycetes; Tremellales; Cryptococcaceae
Product: ribosome biogenesis protein ERB1
Exons: 5
Coding region: 1-2538 (845 amino acids)
Biological process (GO): maturation of LSU-rRNA from tricistronic rRNA transcript (SSU-rRNA, 5.8S rRNA, LSU-rRNA); ribosome biogenesis
Cellular component (GO): PeBoW complex; preribosome, large subunit precursor
Molecular function (GO): protein binding; ribonucleoprotein complex binding
Source: RefSeq, a predicted model, not a curated record
AUGGCACCUCGGAACGCUACUGCCAGUAGCUCAAGAGCAGCUUCUAGCUCCAUAUCGAGACCGGUAAAAUCCAACGGUAUCGCUGGUCCGUCGACUAUCAGAAACAAGAAGAGAGCUGUUCAAGAAGUAUCUGAAGAUGAAGAUGAUGAAGAAUUCGGCGCUGCGGGAAGUGGAAUAGAUAUGAGUGAUGAUGAAGAUGCCGAAGAGGAAGACGAAGAGGUGGAUGAAGAAGCAUUUCCAGAAUUUGAUAGUGAGAUUGAGGAUGAUAAUGAACAAGAUGGAGACGAUGAAACGCAGGAAGAGGAAGAGGAGUUAGACGACGAAGAGAGUGGAUCGGAAUCAGGAUACAAUUCAUCAGAUAUCGAAGCUAUGUAUGGUGAAGCCGACGAGGACGACGAUCAAGAAGAUUAUUCGCCAAUCACAUCACCAUCAUCAUCGCAUAAAGAAUUAUCAACGGAUGAGAAAUUGUCAAAGAUGAUAGCGAAGAAUUCGAUCAAACCUGAUGAUUCGCUAGGUACCGAUGCCAAGAUCUCAAGAGCGAAGGAAGGAGUAGGGAGAUUGGUACCUAGUAAACUCGUUGAGGGGGGUUAUAAGAGGGAAUAUGAUGAUUAUGAAGCUGGUUACGGAAGUGAAAGUUCAACCGAAGAUAACCCAAACACAGUCGGAAACAUCCCUAUGGAAUGGUACGAUGAUCUACCUCAUAUAGGGUACGACGUGAAUGGUCGAAAGAUCUUCAGACCCGCUCAAGGUGACGAGUUGGACAAAUUCUUAUCCAACACUGAAGACCCUGCUGCAUGGACAUCAGCCGAAGAUAAACUAUUACAACAAUCCGUUCAGUUGACAGACAAAGAAUUAGAUAUCAUUAGAAGAUUAGAGAGAGCCGAGAACCCUGAUGCCGAUUAUGAUCCGUACCAACCUACGAUCGAAUGGUUCACUGGUGAAGGUAAUGAACGAGUCAUGCCGCUGAGUGCUGCUCCAGAGCCUAAGAGGAGAUUCGUGCCCUCCAAAUGGGAGCAUAAAAAGAUAAUGAAAAUCGUCAAAGCUAUUAGAGAAGGUCGAAUCAUCCCUAACAAACCUUCAGCAGCUAAACCUACAGUAUAUGCUAUAUGGUCAGAAUCUGAUCAAUCCAACUUACAACACGCAAUGUACAUGCCCGCCCCCCAACUUCCUCCUCCAAAAACUAUCGAAUCGUACAACCCACCUGAGGAAUACCUGUUAACAGAGGAAGAGAAGAAAGAAUGGGAAGAAACAGAUAAAGAAGAUCGAAAGAUCGAUUUCUUACCUGCCAAAUAUGAUUCCUUAAGAUUAGUACCAGGAUACAAAAACCUCGUUCAAGAAAGGUUCGAAAGAUGUUUAGAUCUUUAUUUGGCACCUCGUACGAGAAAGGUCAAAUUCAAUAUUGAUCCUGAAAGUUUGAUACCUAAAUUACCUGCUCCUAAAGAACUCAAGCCGUUCCCCAUUUCGACUUCGGUGGUUUAUAGACAUCCUGAAAGUUCUAGAGUACGAUCAGUAUCUACUUCACCGGAUGGACUUUGGGUAGCUACUGGAUCUGAGGAUGGAAUAGUCAGAGUAUGGGAUUUAGGUAAUGGUAGGGAAGUUUGGAAAUGGAACUUGAAAUCUGGCGCAAUUCAACAUUUGUCUUUCUCGCCUUAUAAAGAUGAAUGUCUUUUGAUUGCGUUAGUAUCUGGAAAAAUAGCUGUUUUAUCCCCACUAGCUUUGGUAUCUCCCUCAGUAGCUGCCAACACCCUCACACAUGCCAAUACCGCUUUCGCAAGUAGUGCUGCGACUACCAAGAUUGGUGCCGGGAAGGAUAUCAAGGGUGUAGAAUCGAUCAAAUGGGUUAGACCGAACGAGAGUGAAAGAGAAAGAGGAGUGUUGGUUUACGUGGAAGUGCCAGGUACACCGAAACAGGUCAGCUGGCAUAGGAAAGGUGAUUAUUUCGCUACGGUCGCGAGUGAUGCCUCCAACAAAUCCGUAUUGAUCCAUCAAUUAUCCAAACACUCCACUCAAUCGCCAUUCAAGAAGUUACCAGGCCAAGUUCAAAAAGUUAUUUUCCACCCUUCCAAACCUCAUUUCUUCGUUGCCACUCAACGUUAUAUUCGACAAUAUGACCUUUCGUCUCAGACGCUCGUCCGAACUUUACAAUCGGGUGUAAAAUGGAUAUCAUCCUUGGAUCUACAUCCCAGAGGUGAUAAUUUGAUCAUUGGAUCGUAUGAUAAGAAAUUGGCUUGGUUCGAUUUGGAUUUGAGUAAUAAACCGUAUAAGACUUUAAGAUAUCACACCAAAGCUCUUCGAUCCGUAGUCUACCACCCGACAUUACCUCUCUUCGCUUCAGCUUCAGAUGACGGUACCAUCCAUAUCUUCCAUUGUACGAUCUACCAAGACCUCAUGCAAAACCCAUUGAUAGUGCCUCUCAAGAUCCUGAGAGGUCACAAAAUCACCGAUGGAAUUGGAGUGCUGGACUUGAGCUGGGUAAGUGGGAAACCCUGGUUGGUAAGUAGUGGUGCGGAUGGUGAAGUCAGAUUAUGGUGUUCAUAA